Messenger RNA from Struthio camelus australis, 1100 nucleotides. The record is from RefSeq and is a predicted model, not a curated record. NCBI's taxonomy places the organism in Eukaryota, Metazoa, Chordata, Aves, Struthioniformes, Struthionidae.
AUGUUCGGUUUGAAGUUAUUUCCUGAAAUAGCAGUAAAAUCGCAUCUGGGGGCGACGGCUGUCAGGGUAGGAAAAAGGAGGCGCGAUCAGUUUGUGGGUUUUGGUGCCGGCGGCUCCUGCCCUCCUGCCGCCUCGGAGCUCGACGACCGCGGAGCGACCCGCUUCGCCCUCCUGCCCCGAACACCCCUGUCUCCCUCGAGCAGGGUGCCGCCGGCCGGCUCUGCUUCCGGGGACCAGAAGGACACGCCAAGUCGGGAGCCGGGAGUGGAAGGGUUGACGUACCUGCUCACUGAGAGCGCCAAGCUCAUGAUUUCUGAGACAGAUUUCCAGGAUUCUGUUCAUGUGCUGGGAUUCUCAGACGAAUUGAACAAAUUACUGCUCCAGCUUUACCUUGAUAACAGGAAAGAGAUCAGAAGCAUUCUUAGUGAGCUGGCACCAAAGCUUCCCAGUUACCACAAUCUUGAAUGGAGACUAGAUGUGCAGCUUGCAAGCAGAAGUUUGAGACAACAGAUUAAGCCUGCUGUGACUCUAAAGCUGCACCUGAAUCAGAACGGAGAUCAAACUGCCCAAGUGCUGCAAACCGACCCUUCUACGCUGCUUCACCUAAUUCAGCAACUGGAACGAGCCUUGGGGGAAAUGAAGACAAACCAUUGUAGGCGAAUAGUGCGCAACAUGAAGUAGUGUUAAUUCGUGACUGUUGUCUUAUGAGGUAGUUCAUGAAAUGACCAGGAACAACGUUCACCAAUACAUUUUGAGGAAAAAUAAACAUCUGGAUCAGAUGAAAUGCUUUCCGCUGCCAGGAUCUUGAGCCAGUAAUUUCAGGCUGAAUGUCCUCUCGUGCUAACUUUUACACAGCUGCCUGAUAUGAGAUAGGUAAUUGGUUUUGCUUAACCUGCAUAUAUUGAAAUUCAGCAUGCUGCAUUUAGCAUCUUUAGCUCUAAAUUAGUAUAAAUGUUCUUAAAGAACUUUUAUACGUUAAGUAGGGCUGCCUCAAUAGUAUACGAAGAUGCACGUUUACUGUUAUGUUUAUCAAGCAGGUUUUUUUUCUUGGUUUUGCUUCUAUUUUGAAAUAAAAAUACACGUACUGGAUGGAAACAAUA